GAUAAAAAAGCUGCCUGUAGCGGACGUCUCUUACACUCAGCAGCCUCAGGGUCUCUAUUACAGCAAAGCCUUCUCUAGCGAGCAAUGCUUCUCAAGCUCUGUCUCGUUGCUCUGCUGGUUACUUCACAUGCCGCAACUCGAGAGGAAAACCUUUACCGCGAGAAACUGAAGUCACAUGCCAGAGACCAAACAGAAGGCUGCUGCUCGGACCUGAACAUGAUCUCCGCUGAAGAACUCAAGUGGGGAAAAAGGAUGCUUCGGAACAUUCACCUCGCCAACGAAGCAGUCAAGAAACUUCCCAAGGGUGCCCUCUACAGCGAUGACUCAGUGUGCUACGGCGAGGUCGGUUGCUUCGAUCGCCUUGGCGGAAAGUUUUCACACUUCGCCUCCAGCCCUAAGUCACCAGAAGUCAUCGGCACCACAUUUUUGCUCUAUUCGCGACUUAACAAGGAUGAGCCGGUGGUACUAGACUACGCUGACAACGCCACGCUCAACGGGACUCACUUCAAGGAAACCAAGGAACUGGUGUUUGUUAUCCACGGCUUCGGUGCCUCAGCGUCGAAGAAGUGGGUGCUCAGCAUGAAAGAGGCCUUUUUGAACCUGAAGGAUGUGAACCUUGUAUUGGUCGACUGGAGCAAGGGCUGUAAGGCACCAGACUACAUUUCGGCGGCUGCAAACUCUGCUUUGGUUGGCCGCCAGGUGUCCUUGCUGAUUCAAAAACUUAUACGCGCGUAUCCACACACAGUGACAGCCUCAAAAACCUACCUUGUCGGCUUCAGUCUCGGAGCACAAGUUGCCGGAUUCUGCGGGCGCCACUUCUUCAAUGCGACCAGAACCAAAAUUGGGCGUCUCACUGCGCUGGACGCAGCCGGUCCACUUUUCGAGACCUAUGACUUCCAAGUAUGCAAAGAUGAUGCAGAAUAUGUAGACGCUAUUCACACAACUGCCGGAAGUAACGUUCUUGCAGGACUACUGGGCAUCGAGAGUCCCUUCGGCCAUGUCAACUUUUAUCCAAACGGUGGAAAAUCGCAACCUGGUUGCUGGUUUUUUGACCUGUUCUGUCACCACCGACGCUCAGUACAGUACUUCAUCGAGUCUAUGCACGAGAAGCGACACUGCCUAUUCAAGUCGAGUCCUUGUGAAAGCAUCGACAGUUUUCUGGAUUCCAAGUGCAAUUCUACAGGGCCUCACGGCGAGAUGGGUUAUUUCAGCCAUGACGCUGAAGGCCGCGGAGCCCAGUUCCUGUGGACCAACGAAAACGACCCCUUCUGCAAGGCCUGAACUUAUGUCCGAGUGCAGCACCUUCUGCUACAAAACACCGCCAUACAUUCCGGUGAAAUGAUUACACGAACCAUCUUCGCGGCUUCCUAAGUGAAAUAUCGACUGCGAAAACCGGUACGCACCGGAGAAGCUCCACAUUGCAUUUUUAUCGCCUUAAUUGUUCUAUUAAAUAAACAUAGUAAAAAAAUGGCCGUCCAGUCUGUGUGAAUAUGUAGCAUCAAUUGCGGUGCUGAAGAAACCUUUGAUAAACACUCACGUUGCCUAUAAAUAUUUAAAA
Molecule: messenger RNA, 1558 nt
Organism: Rhipicephalus microplus (southern cattle tick)
Lineage: Eukaryota; Metazoa; Arthropoda; Arachnida; Ixodida; Ixodidae
Product: pancreatic lipase-related protein 2
Biological process (GO): lipid catabolic process
Molecular function (GO): lipase activity
Source: RefSeq, a predicted model, not a curated record